AUUGAAAAUAAUUUUUAGAAAGAAAACAUAAUUUCCUUUUGACAUUGCUUUGUCUCAGCUCUCACCUAUAGCCACAGCGAUCGGAACCUUACUCCGUCGUCAAAACCACUGUCAAAGCCAAUUUCUGCCGUUGUUCUAACCAACCCACCACCCAACUCACCAGCAGCAGCAGCAGCAGCAGCACCCGCUGCUAUGUUUGUUGUUGCAUCUUCCAUUUGCAGUGAUAUUCCACUCUUAAAACCAAUAAAGAUGAAAACUUUCUCAUCAAUUCAACCACCCCACAAUUUCCAUUCCACACUUUUUUUCUCUUACACUUCCAUAAGAUUUUGCAUCAGGACUCAACUUCCUUCCUCUACAAGGGUCUUCUUUUCUCAGGAAAAAUCUGACACAGAUGAGUCAUUAAGCGUAAAACUGUUGCCUCCAACCCUAUUAGCAGCAGAAAAGGAAGAAGCCAAGGCUGUAUUAACCUUGUUUUUGAAGAAACGAGGUUUGAGCAAUGCAAAUGCAGCAAGAACGAUUAACAAGUCAGAUCCUUUUAUUGAUCACCUUCUCUCAAAGCUUCACUCUAAACACAAAACUUGGUACCUUUCAGGGAGAGAGCUUACAACUCUUGAGAUCAGGGAUGCUCUUAUCUCUUAUCUUGAAUCACUUUACGAAGAGCAUGGAGAAAUUCUAGUGGAUGCAGUGGAAAACUAUCCAAAUCCACCCGUUAAGGAUAAAUCGGACGCACCAAUUCCACCUCCUAAUCCUAGUCCAGCGGUAGACUCUAAGAAAGUUAAAGCCGUGUCUCGAGUGAGUGGUAUAGACCCUGCUGAGGGAAAUCUUCGUCCUCAUAUUGCUUAUCUGAUGGAACUCGGAAUGAAUACCGACCAGGUUAGGAGUAUUAUGCGACGAUUCCCAGCUUUUGCCUACUAUAGUUUGGAGGGUAAAAUUAAGCCAGUGGUUGAGUUUUUUCUUGAACUUGGAGUACCAAAAGAAAAAAUUAUCAUUAUCCUCACUAAAAGGCCUCAAUUAUGUGGAAUCAGUCUAUCUAAAAAUCUUAAGCCCACCAUGAAAUUCUUUGAAUCUUUAGGUGUUGACAAGGAACAAUGGGCGAAAGUGAUCUACCGUUUCCCAGCCCUGCUAACUUAUAGCACGCAGAAGAUUAAUGAAAGUUUAGAUUUUCUCCGCGAAUUUGGCGUCUCAGAAGAGAACAUAGGUAAGAUUUUAACUCGCUGCCCAACUAUUGUUAGUUACAGUGUAGAGGACAAUCUUCGACCGACAGCAAUGUACUUCCGUUCUCUGGGGGUUGAUGUUGGCCUUCUUCUAUUCAAUUGUCCACAAAAUUUUGGUCUUAGCAUUGAGGCCAAUAUAAAGCCCGUAACACAAUUUUUCUUGGAGAGAGGAUACACCAUGGAAGAAAUUGGGAUUAUGAUUAAAAGAUAUGGAAUGUUGUACACAUUCAGCUUGACUGAGAAUUUGAUGCCGAAAUGGGAUUACUUUUUGACUAUGGAUUACCCAAAAUCUGAGCUGGUUAAAUUCCCUCAAUUUUUUGGAUACAGUUUAGAGCAAAGAAUUAAACCGAGAUAUACACGCGUGAAAAUUUCUGGGGUGAGAUUACUGUUGAAUCAGGUUCUUUCACUGUCAAGCAGCAACUUUGAAGAGAUCUUAAGAAAGAAAAUAAUGAAAAUGCAAGUUGAUUAGGAUUCUUUUUACAGCAGCAUGGUUGUUCAAUCCAAUAUUGAAAAUUGAGACUUUCAGGCAUGUUUCAGCUCAGAAGAUGGUCAUGACUGUUUUUUUUUUCCCUUUCUUUUUCGGAUCAAUGUCAUUACAAGCGAAAAGUUGCAGUUUUAUACUGGAACAUAGGUGGAUCGAUAACUUUGGGAAAUGCAGUUCGUGCUCAUGAAGAUAAGCAUUUAAACUGUUUUUGAGGGACUUUGGAACAUGCUAGCACCUGCAACCAAUUUUUAUUUUUUGCAGGAUUUUAACAUGAAUAACACUAGUCAGCUCUACUUGCAAGUUGUUGUAUAUGUGAUAGUAAUUGUAGUAUUUCUUGUGUACUUUGUAAAAUAAGUGAUUAGAGGAUCCUUUUGGUAACA
Molecule: messenger RNA, 2078 nt
Organism: Medicago truncatula (barrel medic)
Lineage: Eukaryota; Viridiplantae; Streptophyta; Magnoliopsida; Fabales; Fabaceae
Product: transcription termination factor MTERF5, chloroplastic
Exons: 4
Coding region: 193-1683 (496 amino acids)
Biological process (GO): regulation of DNA-templated transcription
Molecular function (GO): double-stranded DNA binding
Source: RefSeq, a predicted model, not a curated record